Biomphalaria glabrata is the source of this 4155-nucleotide messenger RNA. RefSeq names its product lysosome membrane protein 2-like. The record is from RefSeq and is a predicted model, not a curated record. The transcript has 14 exons. The coding region runs from base 350 to 1852 and encodes 500 amino acids. NCBI's taxonomy places the organism in Eukaryota, Metazoa, Mollusca, Gastropoda, Planorbidae. Gene Ontology annotation, molecular function: scavenger receptor activity. Gene Ontology annotation, cellular component: membrane; cytoplasm.
UUCCACUGAUAACAGUAGCCAUAGAUUGAAAGCCACAAAAUAAAAAAAAAAAAUCAUUAACUGUUGAUAGGCAGUGAAUACAUUAACACAUGUCUCCAGUAGAGGAUGGCAGUGUCAACAGAUCUGUGAGAUUCUUAGAGUAAGACAAGAUAUCACUGUUAAAACAGUACAACUUAACAAGCAGUGGCUUUGAUGAUCCUAAACGGAAGUCUAAUUUUCAAGCUCGUCCCUGUGCAAAACGUUGAUAAGAGAGAAUCAAAUCAAAUGUUUGUCCAUUAUUGAGAUGCUGAUGCUGCUGCCUAGUUUACUAAAAGAAGAUCUCCGGUGGUGGUGGUGGUAGCGAGCAGGCAUGGCUACCAAAAAAUGUGUGGGGCUCAUUGUGUGUGGAGUGCUGGGUGUGCUGUUCUUGGCAGCAGGCUGUUCACUGCUGUAUGUCUUUGACUCCAUGAUUCACUCUGAAGUGAAGGGUAAUCUUCCUUUAAAAAAUGGUUCAGAUUCCUUCAAAAAUUGGCAGUCCCCAAGAACUCCAAUCAAAUUUCAGAUCUGGAUAUUCAAUGUAACCAACCAUGAUGAAAUUAUUCAAGGGAGAAAACCCCAUGUCCAGCAGCAUGGGCCUUACACCUAUAGAGAACACAGAGAAAAAAUUGACAUUAAAUAUUUUGACAAUGGGACAGUAACCUACCGGGAGUUGAGGUCUUUUGUGUUUGAUCGUGAGAACUCUGUUGGCUCAGAAGAUGAUACUUACUACACAGUAAACCUGCCUGCUGUGACUAUUAUGGACUUAGUGAAGAGAGAGUACACCGUUCUCAAGAAAGUGAUCAAUGCACUGCUCCUACUUCUGGGGGAGAGACUUUUUAUUCCACUGUCUGUCAACCAGUUGAUGUGGGGGUAUGAGGACAAUUUAUUGAAGACAGUCAAGACUCUGCUGAAAGACUUGAAUGUGAAUGUCACUUUCUCAGAUGAAUUUGGUUUGUUCUAUAAUCAAAAUAACACAGAUGAUGGUCUCUAUGAAAUCUAUUCUGGAAUCAAAUCGAUGGACAACUUUGGGCAAAUUAUUUCCUGGAACUAUUUAGAGAAAUUAAACUAUUGGACUUCUGAUGUUUCAAACAUGAUUAAUGGAACAGAUGGGACUAUAUACCCUCCAUUCAUAGCCAAAGAGGAGACGAAAUAUUUAUUCUCAUCUGAUCUUUGUCGAUCUUUAGGCAUGGACUACACUAAGGAUGUGACUGUGAAGGGCAUAGGUAUGGAUAGAUUUGUCGCUCCUGAUAUUAUGUUUGGUAAUGUCACAGUCAACCCUUACAAUGCUGGUUUCUGCACACCCAAGGACAACUGCCUGCCAUCAGGGCUCCUUAAUGUCAGUGUCUGCCGUUCUGGGGCACCAGUUAUUAUGUCCAUGCCCCACUUUCUUGGCUGUGACCAAGAGACAGUGGACAGUAUUCAUGGCCUGAGCCCCAAUCGUGAGGAGCAUCAGAGUUACAUUGACAUAGAGCCAAUGACUGGUGUGGCCAUGAAUGUAGGAAAAAGGCUACAGAUCAAUACAUACAUACAACAUAUUGAAGGAUUUUCGGAGCUUGCCAACAUUAAAUCUCCAAUUUUUAUGCCAGUGAUAUGGCUAAACGAGAGUGCUGUCAUAUCUGACCAAGACGCUAGUGACUUCAAAUCUCAGCUUCUUGAUAAAAUCAAAUUGACCACAUGGGUCAAGUAUGGUCUGAUAGGCUUAGGUGCCUUCAUGAUACUGUGUGUGGUCGUUAUCCUAGUCAGUUUGAGGCUGAGACAAAUGUGCAGGAGAGAAGAAGAAGUGAUCAACACUGAUGACACUAGGCCUCUCUUGUUUAGUAAUGCUGCAGAAUAGAAGUCUCACCACUGGCUGGAAGCAUUGCACUUCCUGGUUUAACUUUGGUUUAACCAAAUGAACAAUUCCACUAGUUUCAUUCUUUCCUGAUGUGUGUUUUCAUCUAUUGUCAGAAAAGGGGGAGGGGCACUCAGAUGUAAAUAGGUUACAAAUUGAAAAGACAUUAUUUUGUGUAUAAUGUUUUGUUUGUUAGGGGGUGACAAGGCCAAGUUUUAGUUUUUAGUGGCUGGUAAAAAAAAAUCCUUUUUUUUUUUCAAAAGAGCUUUUGUGCACAAAUGUUUAGUGCUUUAUGUGUCUUUGCUGAAUUAAAGUUUGGUUUCAAGUACUUCAAGAGUUGAGACAACUAGUGACAUCUGACUUCAUACAGACCUUUGUGUGUUAUCAAUGCUCUUGUAUUAUAACACUGACCGUUCUAUUGUUUUAAAUUGUAAGACAAUCACAUGUGACAAAAUCAAAGAAAACCUGCUUCUACCAGCAUGUAGAGUUGACUGUAAUUCUCUUUUUUUUUUUUUGUUUUAAGGCCAGAGUUUACAAUUUGCUUUUUUUAUAUACAUAGCAUAUUUUUAUGAAUGUCAUUGUUUUCUAAUUGGUUUUUAUGAUUUUAUAUGUUAACAAUUAUUUAAAUGAUAUUUUCCAUGUUUCGAGUUUCAACAAUUAAUUAACGUCUCCUCCCCCCUUUCCUAUUUGUAUUUUCUCAACUCCCAACAAAACUGUUAUGGGUGUUCACUUGACUGACAAACUGCUGAAACUUUGACUGAAGCAACCUUUGACUUCAUAACCUUUAGGGUUGUUUUUUUAAUGCUUGUAACUGUGUUAAUGUACAACUUUGUUAAGGUUGUGUGCAUUGCUACUGAAAUCUGACCACCACAGGUUGUGUGAACAUUUGUUUAUUCUCACUAAUUGUCAGAUGUCUCCUAGAGUCAGCAACCUGGUGGGGUUUGCAUCCAUCUUGGAAAUCCUGGUUUACUGAAUAAUUUUUUAUUUAUUUUGGUGAAGUAGAUAGCACUGAAGACAGACAUAGUUAACUAUAUUGAUAGUAUUUUCAUGCCAUUUGAACAGAGACAUUAUUAUGACUAAAAACUAAAUAAUGUAGACAAGCCUGAAUGGCCAUUUAAAUUAUUUUUUUUUGUAAAUUAUUAUCUAUUACCUCUUACAAUCUAUAAUCCAAACAGGCAACUUUCAAUAUGUUAAGUUAGCUGUUCAUCACCACUCUUCUGAACACGAGUCAUCUUAUGUGCUUUAGUAGCAACUUGUUCUUCUAAAUAGCAAUAAUCUGAUGCAAAAAACAAAUAUUAACAUUUUGAUGGCUCUGGCUUAUUGAAUGGAAGACAAACUUUGUUCUGUGUACAUUUCAAAAACUUCUCACAGAGUCUGAUCUUCAUUGGUUUCAUUUUAAGAAGGAAAGAUAAAACUUAAGUCUUUGUUUAGUCAGUUUUUUUUUAUUUGAGAGCACAAAAUCAACCCAUAAUUGAAUGGUCUUAAAAACAAAAUUGUUGAUUUUUUUUUUGCAAGCCAUUGUUUCUAUUAUAUUUACUGUAUUGUUUAUUUAUUUUUUCUUAAUUAUUCUGUUUUUUUGUUGUUUUUUUUAUCAUCAAGUUUGUGUGUCAUCAAUGCAAUGUUUUGCUGUGAUGAGCUUGACCUAGAUCUAUGACAUAUUUGUUUUGCUGUGAUGAGCUUGACCUAGAUCUAUGACAUAUUUGUUUUGAUGACAUAAGAAUGAGACAUUGCAUUGAUUUUGUCUAGUUGGAAAAGGUUGUUAAAAUGUAUAAUUGUUUUGGCAUAAUACAAAGCUUUAUUUAAUAGUCCUACUUAGUUCAAGCAAGCAGUAGGCUGUACAGUUGAUUAAUAAUGAGUCUAUUCAAAAAGAAAACCAACUAAGUUUUGCUAACAUAGAAUUAAAAUUAAUUUAUCUAGCACAAAAUCUAUUUUUAUUUAUUUAUGUAAUCUUACUUAUUGUGUGCACAAUGUCAUUGUUACAUUGGUUUUGGCCAUAUAUUAACUCUUUCUCUCCAUAAUUAUUUACCACAUUCUGGUGGAAUCAACGAUUGUAGCGUCCGAAAGAGAGUUAUAAUAUACCAAAGCAAAUUCAGUGAUUAAAAACUGGAGACUUAUAAUUUAAAAGUGUUUAUUGUAUAGACUUAUACAUUAUGUAUCAAUUAUAAUUAUAUAUAAAUAUAAUGAAUUUGCAGUUAUUGUUAUAUUAAUGCUUACAACAAAAAUUUAGAGUAAUUCAAAUGUUGUACUUAAGUUUCCAUGAGAGAGACAUGUUACAUAUCUUGAAAUAAAAACACUUAGUAAAAGCU